Messenger RNA from Wickerhamiella sorbophila, 8799 nucleotides. RefSeq lists its product as hypothetical. The coding region runs from base 1 to 8799 and encodes 2932 amino acids. NCBI's taxonomy places the organism in Eukaryota, Fungi, Ascomycota, Dipodascomycetes, Dipodascales, Trichomonascaceae. The record is from RefSeq and is a predicted model, not a curated record. The transcript has a single exon.
AUGUCAAGCGCCAACCAACUGUCAGUGUUUGAGCGCUACGGCAAGCUGCAAUUGAUGGUGUUAUCGCAGCUAGUUACGAUAUUUGCUGUUCUCUAUCUGGCGACCCUAGUAGUUUUCGCCAUCUUGCGAAUCUUUACGGGCAUCUCCAUCAAACGGAUAGGAUAUUUCAGUCUAAAGCAUAUUGUUUUCCAUCCCAAGACGGGAGUCGAAGUGCACAUUGGGAAACUCGGCAUUUCGUUCCACCGACCUACGGUUGCUCGCCCAGGAUGGAUUUCUUUGCAUGUCAACAACUGCGAGGUGGUUAUUGACACCAAAACGCUAUCUUCAAAUCGAUUCCCUCUUGAGGAGAGUAAGAAAGCCAAGAAGAAGCCCAAGAACGGCGCCGACAUGCCCUCUCGCAAAGAGACCAAGGAUUUCUUCAAUGAACACCAGACCAUCCAAUUGGUGCCAAAGUCUAAUAAACAGCUUUUCCGCAUGGCCCAAUGGCUGCUGCCUCGUUUGAAGGUCAUUGAUAUUAACUUCGGGUCGUUAUCGGUCACUUAUACAGAUGUUGCUACAUUGGUCGUGGGAUACUCUUCGUAUAGAAUGGAUGGCCGCAGCUUGAAUCACAAAAGUGCAACACGAACUCGCACCGUUGAAACUCUCGAUUCAUACGAGCUCAAACCCGGUGAAAUGAAGAUCAUUUCUCGUCUGCAACUGGCCGAUGUGUACAUUGCUACAUCGCUCGACGACGAGGAUCCUCACCAAGUGCUCGAUUCUUUGUCUUUGACGUUCUCUGGUGUGCUCAACAAGGAGCAAUUGAGUCUUAAGGAGCUCCAAUUCGGUUUACAGGGCGGUAUCGUGAACAUCAAUUGCGAACGUUUCCUGCAGAUUCUUGCCAAAAUCAAAACCGCCGAGCUGUCCUCAGAUGAACCACAGGACCCCAAACCUACGACCGCGAAAACGAGCACUGAGCCGGCAGACAUCAAAGAUGAGCAUGAAGAUAGUAAACCCAACGGAGAAAGUUCUGAGGCCAAACCCAAUGGCAAAGCAGACGGCUCGAGCCCCGAGCCUAACGGCAGCGCUGAAACAGCUGAGUCAAAAUCGAAACUCGAGCAUCGCCGCGAAAUUGCUUGGAUUGGCAUGGCUGUCUUGCGUCUGGUAAAGCUUAUCGAGUUCAAGCUUCAGUCAGUCACAGUUUCAAACGUCCCGCUCAAGAAAAAAGUCAUGCUUCAUGACCGCCAAGUCACUGUAUCGAUGUCUUUGAAUGACUUUAGUUUCGAUGUUCGUCGCAUGAGCACUGAGAGUCCCGGGUUCAAACUCUUGUUCGGUUCACCUGAUGCAGUUGGGCACCAGUCCAUUUUCAGUCUUACCUCUCUCAAAUUAGCCAUCGACAACGGUAAAGUGAGAGAAGAGGUCGUUUACGUACCCAUGGUGACUAUUAUAGCUCAUGGAAACGUUUUUAGCGGAACCUUGCAAAUGGUGCAGUCUACCGGGGGAGCUAACAAAUCGCUGAUUCGCCUUAGCGCCAACGUUCAGUCACCUAGUGUUAAUAUCGAAACACAUCACCUAAAGGUAAUUGAGCAGUUUUUCGGUAAAAAGAAAACUGAAACAUUUGCGGAGGCUGUUGCAGCUCAUAAAAAGAAAGGCUCUAGAAAGUCGGCUCGUAUUCUCGUUCCAUUCCAGAACCUCUUGCCUCAUAUUGACUGCAGUCUGUUGGUGCUUGAGCCGGCUAUGCGUCUGGUUGUCGACAAUGAGGAGUCCAUGUUUAUUGUUUCUUGCUCUCGUAUUGGUGGUAAUUUGAAUUCGACACAUGUAUUCACCGAAGUUGCCGACCCCACUGCAGAGCCUGAUAGUUACUACAAGGUUAAUGGUACCCUGGAAAGCUCUCAAGUCGAAGCUUACUACCACUCCAAACGUAUCCCCCACUUUGGUAUUUGCAACUUUAACAGUACAGGAUGCCGCGUUACUGCUGUCACUCGUCCUGAGCUCUCUGUUAAGGUCGAGGCUUGGAUGGGCAACGUCCAGUUUCAGUUGUUACAGUCGGAAAUCUUUGAAAAAGUUCGCAUCCUGUAUCUUACAGUGGGACAGCGCUCUUUGGAGAGCCGCGCCAAAUCGAAAAUGCGUGGACACAAGAAAAAGUCAGGCUCUCCUUUGCGGAAGCUCCCUGUAUUCCUCACUGAGGUGCAGUUCACUCUGGAUGGUGCUAAAAUUGCCGUUGCAAGUGACAGGUUCAGAAACCAAAAGAAUAGUCUGCUGGGAUUGGAAGUUGCAGUCGGUCGUGUGCAAGCCAACUAUGUACGGGAUGCCGAGAGCAAAGCACCUGAUGCCUUCACAGAUGGUCGUCGUAUUCAACUCGAAGUCACUGAGCUUGCAUUGUCUCGUGUUAGCGAAGAUUACAAUGCUCGAAUGGAGGUUGUCGACGAGCAGGCUGCAAGACAGGCUUUGCUUCUUGAGAUGCCUAGUUUCAUGCUAAGCGUUAUGACCAAGACAGAGCGCGGUGAUCCCACAAUGGCUAUCACUUACGACUUGCCAAAGCUUGUCGCUGAUAUCAACAUUAAUCAAUUAUUGGCUGUUAUGGUCAUUCGUGAGGUUGUCGAUGUGGCUAUGGGCUCCGAUCUGCGGGCUAAGGAGACAGAAAAGAUGGAAGUUGCAGAAGAAGCUCGGCGUCGUUCGUCAGCUGGUGGUAGUGAAACUGUGGUUGCAGAUGGCGGCAAUAAUCUAGCCGAGAUGCAACCCGACGUUCGCACUCUCACGGGAAAUAUGGGCAACGUUCGUUUCAAGGUUGACCUACCCAAUGAGAACCGUAUCAUGCUUGAGCUCACGGAUGCCAAAUUUGAGAUAGCAAGGAGGCAAAAUCCUGUGCUUACCUCCAAGUCUCUCCGUUUGUACUCCCGCUAUCCAUUCUACCGCUCCGCAUGGUGCAUUGUUUUCUCCUUUGUCAAUGUGAAGCUUCAGUUUGAUGUCCUCAAGAAACUUGAGAACAAAAUUCAAGCCGAAAUUAGCACUAUGCGUAUUAACAUCCCCUUCCGAUUCAAGCUCUACCGCAUUAUCGAUAACUCCAUCACCAUGGCAAAGGCUGUGAGGACCUUGAUGAAGCAAACGAAACUCUCCGACCCCCUGUUCACUUUGGACCCGAAGGAGCACUCGAAGUUACCAAACAUUCCCAACGUGUUUAUUCGUACGAACCGUCUUCAGUUGCAAAUGGAAGAUGACAAGUUCGAGGCAGAUCUUGGUCUCAUUUUCCAGGUUGGCCGCGUGGAGGCCGAGGUUAGAUUCAUGUUAGAGAAGAUGUUUGAGAAACAGAUCAAGGACCAUAUUCGGAGCUACCUGGAAAAGCUUGAAAGCAAGGAAGAGACUAAGCCCACCGUCCGUGUUAAGGAACCAAAUGAUGACACUCCUUUAAGCGAGGAUUCUGAACCAUUGACUCCCGCAGAAUCUCAGGCGAACUCCCGGGCAACAUCACCCCCAAGCCCUAAACGCGGUGACUCUGGUGACGUUGGAUACUUCUUUAAGCGCUUGAUAGAUGCCCCUCUUGAUUUUGGCAACACGCAUGUAAAUCAUCCUUGGCACCGUUUCUGGACUUCAUCACGCUUUAAGCACUUGCGUCAGCAGGAAGUUCAAUGGCAGUUUGAAGAUCACCCUAGCACUGGUCUCAAUGGCCAAUGCUCUGUUGAUGAAGCUUAUGAGAGACUCCACCGCUACUUUGAGCGUUCUUGGUACCGCAGUAUCAAUCACAAUCGUAAUAAGCAGCGCCAGGGUGUUAUCAAUCGUCGUCAUGACUUUGCAGAUGAUGUUAUGGACCCCGUUACUUGCGAGGAGGAAAUGAUUGUUAACUACAGUGAUGCACCUCCUAUUUGGUCUCUUGCGUUCAUGAAUACCGAUUUGCGUAUCACUCGGUCAGAGUUUCCCGACAUGGAUUCCACAAAGCAGUUCAUGCAUGAUGUCGGAAAGGGUGUACCGAAAGAUUUCAGAUAUUCCAUUUUUGUACCUUUGCAUUUUGAUAUGAAGGCUUACGGUGGUGCUCGUAUGGAUUUGUUCGAUUUCCCGUUACCCUUACUGCAUUUCCCAGCUUUGGCUGACAACCAGGAUCCUGCAGGAACUGCUUUGCGCAUCCAUGGUAACUUCAUCAUUGCGGAACAGCUCCAGACCGAAGACCGCUCCAUCCGUCGCCUGUUUGUCCCCGUCCAGCCUGUUCCUCCGUCGGAAAUGAACACGCGUAGCGUCAAUGUUCUAGAGAUCCAUCGUACUUUGGCACCUAUCAAAAUGUUCACAGACCUAAAGUUUGUCUCCCGAUCCAUCUGGCCGACUCGUAUCUGUUGGUGUCCGGCAUAUAAACCUGCGUUUGCUGCGUUGCAGCAAGGCUUUGGUGGGUUCACAAAACCCCCAAUUGAUCCUUCAGCUCCUGUUGGAUGGUGGGAUAAGAUCAGAUUGGUUCUUCAUGCCCGCUUUACUUUCGAACUCGGCGAUUCUCCUUUGUACUUUUUGCUUAAAGGAGGCAGGAGUCCUUACGAGCUGGCCGAUCAUAAUGCUGGUUUCGCGUUCGUAUGGCGUAAGAACGUCUUGGUUGAGCUUAACAGAAAAGAUGACCCCAAAGAUCUCAUUGUUGUAAGCUCUGAUACAUUUGAGUUCGUUAUUCCUAACUAUCUCACGUGGGAAUCUGAUUAUCUUAGAAGACUCCCUGGCGAGCGUGCUGAUUUCUGGCGUACAGACUAUAGCGCCAUGUACGAAUCUGCCAAGGUCAUUAUGCGUUUCGGAAAUAAAAUUCAAUGGAAGCUUGGUAUGAUGUUCGAACAAAAAGUGCCUAAUUCACUGGAGCGGACCAAUAAGUUCAUGCCCCACUGGGAUGUUCACCUGUCGAUGCCUGAAUAUAUCAAGGAUGUCGAACAUCAUGAUUGUUAUCGUGGGUUCCGUUCAGAGUUCAUGUAUCUUGCUCUUAACAUCCACUCUAUGGAAUCUUCAGGGUUCAACACAGUACAUCUUACUGUUGCUGCGUUCCAUCAUUUCCAAACCUGGCUUGGUCAGUUCAAGAGUACACUGUGGCCGCCAAUUCGUCAGGGCAAGUUAUUCCCCGGUGAACUCAAACCAAAGAAGGCCAAGUUCUCAGCAACACUUCGUGGUGUACAGUACCAGCUUGCCUUGAAACCGCUCGUGUUAUCGUUUGUUGAAGGUCGUACAGGUCGUGCUGUGCACCAUAGCUACACCUAUUCAGGUGCUAAGGCGCGUGCGACAUCUUUUGUUCUGGAUUUGCAUUCAAGACGUGAGCCUAUUCGCGGCUCUAAGCAUUGGAAGAUGCGGAUGUAUCUCGGACAGGUCGACGUGGAAAAUAUUGAUAUCCGUACACUUCUGGGCAAGGUGCGGACAUCAGGCGGACAGGCAAACCGCAAACAAACGCGUGGAGCGGGUGUUCCUGGGACAAACAGCUUGUAUGAGCAAAGUAUCGAUGGAGUUUCAGUGCGGCCGCCCUCGUCUGCACCAUCGAGUCUAAAUCAAGACUCAGCAAUGCCUUCAUCUUUCCAGCCUGAGAGUAUGAGCAAUCACGAAUGGGCCAGUAUAGACGAUUUUACAGAUGUUGGCAUCCUCCUCGGUCGUAUUACCAGGAAUGAUAAUUUCGAAGUGGAGGUUUUGCCUUUCAUGUAUAUCCCCCAUUUCACUUACAUGCGCCAAACAGAUCAUUCUCAUACCAAGUAUCUCUGGCAUGAAGGUCAAAAGUAUCUCAAGUUUGGUGGUGAGAUGGUCCAUGACUGUAUGUUGCAGAACCAGCACCCUGGUAAGAUCCAAGGUGGUUUGUUAACUUUGCAACGUGAUGAGCUCAAGGAAAGAUUGGCGGAUGCUACCGAAAAUAUGCACAGUUUAGAGGACCAGCCCCGCUCGCAAGCUGUACUUGACCGCAUUGAGCGUGCCAAGCAGAUCAUUGAGCAAAUAAAGAAGGCAAUUGGAAGGCUCGAUGUUUUAAUUGAUUACGGUCACGAUGCUUAUCGCAAGUCUGAAGAGGGUACUCAAAGCGCUUGCCAGCUUCCUGGCCAACGACAGGUUUUCACAGAGAAGGAUACGCAAGACCGCGAAAAAACUAGUCCGGAGGAUGAUGCUGAAAGUGCCGAAGGCUCACUCACUGAACACGGAGAUAAGGGUGGUUCAGCGGUACGUACUGCUCAAGACAACGAUGCACCUGUCGAUGAAGGAUUCAAAGAAGGUGACGAAAUACCGGAACGACUCACUGCUCCUCAGUUUCGCCUGCCCUUCAAGUCUCGUUUCCACAUGGCCGAAUCGGACGACUUGGCAUCACCCACGUCGCACUACGCCUUUGAUAAUCGCUACAUUGUGUAUGCAAUGCAUGCUCGUUGGAACAAUCGUGUUCGUGAUCGUAUUUUACGACUCAAAGUUGCAUUCUCCUAUCAGCAAAAAUUGCGCCAUGCUCGAUUCUAUAACGCAAUCAGUGAGCUUGAAGAACUCCUGGAUAAUCUCCAUUCCAAGGGUACGAAGACUGAAGCAGCCAAUGCUGAAGUCAAGGAGGAGGCCAAGUUUGAUGAUGAGCGCGUCCACUACAACUCACAGUAUCGCACGGCGGAUUCUCGUCUUCGCGCGCUAAUUCGUGAGAUUACGGAUGUUAUGGAGGGAUCUGAGCUUCUUUCCUCGCAUCUUGUUCGUCUCAUAACACCACAGAUCCAGUUUAUCAGUGAGAAGAACCCAUCCAAGUAUCUGCAAAUGUUUGCUCGCGAUAUUGAUGUUCGCGUUGUUAACAUCUUUGAUGAAGAUGAGCCUCAUACGCCAUGCCACAAACUUGCUCGUCGUGUUGGUUGUGUCUUUGAUCAGGCUGCUGGAUUGGUUUACAGCGAGAAGGAUCAAACACUGUUUGACGUCGGUGCAGUAUCAGUGAAGUCAUUUGUUCUGAGUAACGCGGAUCCACUUCUGGAAAAACAUCAGACACCAUGGCUGUCGAUUGAUCAAUGCUACAAUUCUGAUGUGCUAGAAAACUUUAUGAUCGUGAAACAUACAGAUCUUGGUGUCCGCCUGGACUCUCCCAACCCUCUGCACUAUUCUCGCAAGAAUGCCUCAGGUUGCACAACCACCGACAGUGGUAAAAAGCGCAAAAUCAACAUUCGUUUCGAUCACUCGCGCUUCAAAGACAUUUCGAAAGCAUGCAUGGAAGAUUCCAGUAUUGAAACUUUGAUCACCGUCGAUCUGCCUCAACUUGUGAUUGCCGCGGACUCUGUGCAGUUCUUCACUGCAUAUAUGAUCGCCACUGAUCUUCUUGCAUAUCACGAUCCUAUUCAACAGAGUUACACAGAUGUCAUUGAUCGGGUAGUUUUGUCCACAGACUUUUCUGGUGGAUCGGAGCAAAUGAUUGCUCAGAUUCGUCAACGCCAGGACCAGGUCAACCAACUCUAUACUUAUCGGACGAAGUAUCUUGUGAAGAGUCGUGGAAACAUCCGCGGGACCUCUGCACGGCGAUUGGCCUAUAUUGAAACCGAAUAUCAUCGAGCUACACUCGAGUUGAUGGUGUUGACCAAUGCAUUUUCCGCAGGUGUUCAGCAAAGUAUACGACCCAAUGCAGUGAACUACAAGAAGAUAUCCGUUUUGGUUGACGAAGUCAUUGGACAUAUUCUCGAUGAGCGUGGAAAGUCGUUCUUGGAUUUUGCUAUGGCACACUUGCACUACUCCAAGGUGAGCAGCGAGAACAGAUUUGCUAUGAACCAAGUUAAAGUGGGCAUGUUCCAGGGCUGGAAUUUACUUCCCAACUCCUUGUACCCAGAGAUUCUUUCGCCUUUCGGCACAUUUGACAAGACCCGUCCUCAAAUUUCGGUUCGUUGGACAUCUUUGGAGCCGGUUGGUGGUAUUCCCAUCUAUGACGAUGUUUCCAUAAAGGUCCAGCCAUUGAGACUUCAAUUGGAGCAGCAUAUUGUUGAUUUACUCAUGAAUUUCGCUUUCCCUGUGCGCAAGGAGAGCAAGGAUAAGAAAUUAACAGCUCAAAGCCAGACGGUUAAAGACCUGGACGACUACAGCAGUGACGAUAACGUUAGUGACGACGAAGACGACGAUGAUUUGGAUCUUGAUACCGAACUUAGUGAUACUCAAUCAAAUGCUGCAUCUGAUACGAACUCGACGGUCACCCGGGAAAAGGUGCUGGGUCGGUUUGGCAAGUUCUUCAAGCAUGGCACCAGUCAAAACUUGCUGCGUCGCAGUGGAACAGCGCCUGACGUUGACGAAAUGAUGAGCCGCGCAUCUUCGUACAUGAACUUGAUUGAGUUUAAGAUUCACGCCAUGAAGCUUACAGUGUCUUAUAAGGGACGUUCUCGGAGCAACCUGCUUGAUCUUCAAGAAGUCACGAUUCCUUUGCCCGAGAUCUACUACACCAACAAAAUGUGGAAUAAGCUUGAUCUUCUGAACCACUUGAAGAAGGAUAUUUUACGGGUCCUGGUGGGCCACUCUUAUGCUAUUAUCGGUAAUCGAUUCCGCCGUCACAAGGAUAAGGCUGUUGUAAUCAAGGGACCAAUCGAACACUACAACCCGCUCCGUCGGGUGCGAUCAGAGUCAUCACAUCACUCGCACACGUUGACCCGCAGUAAGAGUGCAACCAGUGAUCAAGAUACCUCAGAAAACGUCAUGCAAGUCACGCCGGUGUACCAGAUUGGCGAUUCGCGUCGUCCUAGCACUGUACCCUUGUCUAUUCCCCGCCAACCGACGCGGAAGAUCGACAGCAUGGAGCUCAACUCAAUUGCUGAGUCUGCUUCUUCCCACAAGUCACACAACCCUUUCAAGCGGUUGAAGUCCAAGAUCCACCGAAACAGCCACCACGCCGCGUCUGCUAACGGCUCUUGA